UGUCUUGUUUUCUACUUGGCCAAAGAUUAACUCAUUCGUAAAUUUAAAAGUAAAUAAGAGUUUGUGGGUUUGAAAUGUCAGUCUGCACAGCAGAUGAGAUUGCAGAGAAGCGGCGCAUCGCACUAGCCAAGCUGCAGGCUAAGAAAAACCAAGCACCAGCCGUAAAUUCAAACACAAAGCCCGCCACAAAUGUCAACGAACAAUUGGGCGCAAAAUCCGCGUCGAGAUUUUACAAUUCGCCGCCUCAAAACAAUACGAAAACAGUAAAUAAUAAUAACAACAAUGUUAGCCAAAACAAGAGCUCAUCCUUUCUGAAUGCGCUCAAAGCCAUAAAGACCACGAGUGCGCGUGAAUUAGGCCGCGUCGCCGCUCAUCCAUACCAGCGCCCCAAUGGAGGAAGCAAACCCACACUCUGCCUGAGUCCGGAGAAGGAACAGCCGCAGCAGCAGCUGGCGUCUGUUUUUACAAAGUCGAUUAGUUGUAAAGUGUAUUUGAUAAGCCCUCAACGUUUCGCUGUUGUGCCUUCCGGCUACCAUCAGCAGUUAAUUGAAGUCUUUAAGAACAUUCCGAGUAAAUCGUAUGAUCCACAAACCCGUAACUGGGAUUUCGAUCUCAAGGAUUACCAGCUGCUGCAGCAGCAUGUAGGAGAUCUUAAACCGAAUGUGGUGAUUGGCACGAUACCCAAGAAAGUCAUUGAUCUCUGCAAGCAGCCGGCGAAGCCCUUGGAGAGGAGUGUCUUGGCCUCCAUUGAGCCAAAGCUGGCCGAGAAGCUGAUGCCCUUCCAGGAGGAGGGCGUGUGCUUCUCCAUAGCUCAGCAGGGACGCGUGAUGAUCUGCGAUGAAAUGGGCCUGGGCAAGACUUAUCAGGCGCUAGCAGUAGCAGACUACUUCAGGGAGGAUUGGCCUUUGCUCAUCUGCACGACGGCCAGCACACGCGACGCCUGGGCCAUGCAUAUAACAGAACUCCUGCCCUCUGUGCCGGUUCACUGCAUCCAGCUGCUGACCAACAGCAAUAUGUAUGUGGUGGAUGCCAAGAUUCUGAUCACCAGCUACAACAUGAUGGAGCGCUAUAUGGAUAAGCUAUUAGAGCGCAAGUUCGGCUGCGUCAUCUACGACGAAUCGCACACGCUGAAGAAUGGCAAAGCCAAGUGCACAGCCGUGGCCAAGCGGCUGGCCGAUCAGGCUAAGCGCGUAAUCCUGCUCUCUGGCACUCCGGCUCUCUCCCGUCCCCUGGAGCUCUUCACACAGAUUCAGCUCGUGGACAGUCGCUUUAUGAACUUCAUGGAGUACACCUCUCGCUAUUGUGAUGGCAAGCAAAGCCAUUUCGGCUGGGAUGCCAACGGACAAUCGAAUCUGGACGAGCUAAAGGUCGUCCUGAAACUCAAAUAUAUGCUCAGGCGCACCAAGGCGGAGGUGCUGCCACAGUUGGCAGAGAAGAAUCGCGAAACAGUUGUGCUCGAUCCCGCUUUGGUUUGGACAAACGAUGCUGCAAAGAGCUCUUGCACGGAGCUCAACAACGAGCUCCAAAAGGCCAAAGGCAAGUCGCGCGAGGAGGUGCUCCUGCGUUUCUAUGCGCGCACGGCGGAGGUGAAAACGAAGGCUGUUUGCGCAUAUUUAAAAACGUUGAUCAAGGAAAAGCUAAAGUUCAUCAUCUUUGCACAUCAUCGCAUUAUGAUGGAUGCGAUAUGUGAUGCUCUGCGAUCCCUUAAAGUUUCCUUCAUACGCAUCGAUGGGCAAACGCGCAGCGAUGUCCGAGCCGGCUAUGUGGACACCUUCCAGAAAUCGAGCAGCUGCAGGGCGGCUGUCCUGUCGCUCAAGGCCUGCAACUCGGGCAUAACGCUGACGGCAGCGGAAAUUAUUGUAUUUGCAGAGCUCGAUUGGAAUCCUAGCACCCUGGCGCAGGCGGAGAGUCGCGCGCAUCGCAUUGGCCAAACGAAGCCAGUGGUCUGUCGCUAUCUGAUGGCCAAUCAAACGGCGGACGAUACCAUUUGGAACAUGCUGAAGAACAAGCAGGAGGUGCUGAGCAAGGUGGGAAUCUUUGCCGAGAAUCUGCAGCAUGCCACGCACACAGCCGCGCCCACAACUUCAAGCAAGAUUGAGCAGUAUUUCUCGCCAAACAAGCCCAAGUCGGAGACAAGCGCAGCCGAGGCACAAACCAAAGAGGAUACUGAGAGCCGCGUGAAGGAGAAGGACAUAAUUGUGGAUAGCGAAAAGGAUAUAGCUGCUUUCUUUAAUGAUGAUGAUGAUGAUGAUGCAUUUAAGGAUUUAAUCUUUUGAUGGUUCCGUUUUACACUAUAUAAUUUA
Drosophila arizonae is the source of this 2303-nucleotide messenger RNA. It is a transcript of the gene Marcal1, whose product is annotated as SWI/SNF-related matrix-associated actin-dependent regulator of chromatin subfamily A-like protein 1. Lineage: Eukaryota; Metazoa; Arthropoda; Insecta; Diptera; Drosophilidae. Gene Ontology annotation, molecular function: ATP binding. Gene Ontology annotation, biological process: replication fork processing; DNA repair. The record is from RefSeq and is a predicted model, not a curated record. Gene Ontology annotation, cellular component: nuclear replication fork.